Molecule: messenger RNA, 1452 nt
Organism: Tremella mesenterica DSM 1558
Lineage: Eukaryota; Fungi; Basidiomycota; Tremellomycetes; Tremellales; Tremellaceae
Exons: 8
Coding region: 1-1452 (483 amino acids)
Source: RefSeq, a predicted model, not a curated record
AUGAACCAAUUCACUGAUUUCUCUUAUAUUCCCUCUACGCGUUCACAAAGACGUUCUCAGAUUCCUCAAUAUCAACCUUCCUCAGCAAGGGGUUCUUACCCCACAUGGUAUUCCAACCAAGGCAACUCUACGGGAGAAUUUCUACACCAACUUGAUUUGCUUGAAGCUGGUACAUAUGGAGGUAAUCUGGACUAUGUGAGCCCCUUCACCACAAGUCAUGAGUAUGAUCCUCUUUACCUUCAACCUCCUGUCUAUCCUUUUCCUAUCGCGAACCCGUCUUUGGGACACUAUUCGUCUUUUACUCCUUUUGGAGUUCCCAUUCCGGGGAUUUCUCAAGGUUAUAAUGGCGUACCACCCAAUUCAUCCAAUAUGUGUACUUACCUAAAUGCUCAAAAAGAGAAGACCAAGGAUAUCAAGCAAGAUUUUAUGCCCAAAUCCAAUGAAGGGACUUAUCCCCAAACAUCUCAAGGUUCCGGCCCGAGUGGAACUCCUGUCCCACCUAACUCGCGAGAUUCACCUCCGGUUUCAAGUAUAGUGAUCAAUGUAACUUCACCUACGAUUUACAUUAUUCACCUUACUGAUUCAAGUGACAAGCCAAACACAUCAGUAAGGAAAGAAACACACGUCAGCUUCCAAGAUCAAGCUCAGAGUACUAUCCCUACUACCAGUCUUUCAAACAAGUCUCAUCCAGAAGAGACUACCGAGAAAGGGGAUGAUUCGGGUAGGAGGAUAAACGGUAAUAACAAUUGGUCAACAGGGGGAACAAUUCGACGAUCCGCUUUUCGUCCAAUGAAACGUCCUAUAAACUCCACAUUGGCUGACAGAUCCCUUAUCCCUGCACCUGAUCCCAUUGUUGCAGGCGAUCCAUAUGAAAUAGUUCCUACGAGUGAACGAGACGACAGGAGUGUCAAGGUUGAUCCUGAUACCAUCAAACGGAGUACUUGUGUUCCAUUGGACAUAAGGGGUGAUGACGGGGUCAAUCCGUGUUUCAGUGAUAUUUACCUCUUAUGUGAGCCUGAGAACCGCGUUAAAGGCGUAAAUAGCUCUGUUUGUAAAAUCAAUGAAAAUUCUCAAAUCAAGCUACAAUUCUCACAGCUGAAACAACCAAUGAUACCCAAACGUUCUCGUUCGUUUGCGGAAAAUGAACAGAGGUCUGAAACUGUAAGAGGUAACCAUCAAAGUGCUGUUUAUCAUCACAUGCCGUAUUUGGCAAGAAGUGUUGUAGAUUUUAGGUUGUGGGGCCAGACCACCAUGACUCCAAGAGUCCAGAAGAUGGUACCACAGGAUAUCUGUACUGUGAUUUAUAUAUGUGGAGAGCUUGGGGAUCAUAAGAGUAAAAAUGCUCUGGCUGUGUCCGGACCCCUCUGGAGCUGCAUGGUUCUCUGGCCGGCACUUGGUGACGUUUCAGAAGCUGUCACCCUCAUUGAAGCUGCUACUACAUGUUCAGUUUGA